AUGGCGUCGCAAGAGGUCAACGCUGCAACAAGAAGAGGCCGUGAUAGCAAGGCAGUGAUAGCAAUAAAGGCACAGCUUCUGCGGGAGACAGCUUGUCCGGGGCCUAAGCCGAAACAUGGAUCUGGUGGUGCCAAAGCCAAGUCUCGGAAGCACGGCCAGGAUGUCUCGUCUCGGUUGGACGUUCGCGCAAAAGAUGGGAUUAUGAUGGAGGAGAGGGAAGAAGAGAACAAGAACGCCGCGGGGUGGAUGGCGAAGGAGUCCCAGCCGGGGCCGUGUGACACGAGCCAGCCGCACCUUUGGCAUACUGGACACAUGUACCCGCGAUUAGAGUUUCACACCAUACCUCCCACAAGGCGAAAGGCGGCAGACUUGAUGCUGGCUCCGGACGAGGCAACGUGCUUCUGGGAUGUGGCGGGCUGGGCUGGAUGCGGCGAGGCGGAGCUGGUGCCCAUCGGGCGCGGACGCAAUACUGGAAGAGAAUAG
This is a messenger RNA of Trichoderma atroviride IMI 206040, 483 nucleotides long. The record is from RefSeq and is a predicted model, not a curated record. NCBI's taxonomy places the organism in Eukaryota, Fungi, Ascomycota, Sordariomycetes, Hypocreales, Hypocreaceae.